Nicotiana tabacum (common tobacco) is the source of this 924-nucleotide messenger RNA. RefSeq lists its product as uncharacterized. NCBI's taxonomy places the organism in Eukaryota, Viridiplantae, Streptophyta, Magnoliopsida, Solanales, Solanaceae. The record is from RefSeq and is a predicted model, not a curated record.
AUGCUGAAACAGUUGUAUGUGAACAUCCCAUUCACCGAGGUGCUCACCCAGAUGCCUGCAUAUGCCAAAUUCCUGAAGAAAAUCCUAUCAAGUAAAAGGAAGCUUGAGGAAAUGAAGGUGGUCAAACUCAAUGCACACUACAGUGCCAUUCUACAAAACAAAAUUCCUCAAAACCGUGAGGAUCUUGGCAACUUCACUAUACCCUACUCAUUGGGGAGAGAAAAUUUUGACAAGUCCUUGUGCGACUCAGAUGCAUCCAUUAACUUGAUGCCAUUAUCGAUGUUCAAAAAAUUGGAAGGAGAACUAGGCGUGAUCAAAUUUGUGCUGGUAUAUUUACAACUGGAAGAUCAGACUACGAUCAUACCAGAGGGCAUAAUCGAGGACAUUCUGGUGAGGGUGAACAAAUUUGUCUUCCUGGUAGACUUCAUUGUAGUAGACAUGGAAGUGAAUAAGAAGGUACCUCUAAUCUUGGAGAGACCAUUCCUUUGCACUGGUCGGGCUAUUCUUGAUAUAUAUGAAGGUCAACCUAAACAACACAAGUUAGACAAGCUGGUAGGUGAUUCAUUGGAAAGAUGCAUUAGCAAAUCGAGUACAACAAAGGAUGGAGACCAUGAAAUCAUCAAGGAAACUGAAGCACUGGAAGAUGAAAACCAUGUGGUAGACGAAGAAGAAUUUGAGAAAGAAAAGAUAAAGACAAAGCUGGAAUUGAAAGUACUCCCAACACAUUUGAAAUAUGCUUUUUUGGAGAUUAACAAUUUUCCUAUGAUUAUUGCUGCUGAUUUGACAGGUGAACAGGAACACAUGAUAGUGAAGUUACUGCGGAAGCAUAAAAAGGCAAUCAGUUGGAGCAUAGCCGAUAUUCAGGGAAUCAGCCCCGCAAUAUGCAUGCACAAUAUCCUGUUGGAAGAAGGGAGAAACCGGUAG